Messenger RNA from Exophiala aquamarina CBS 119918, 1011 nucleotides. RefSeq lists its product as uncharacterized. Bases 1 to 1011 code for a protein of 336 amino acids. The record is from RefSeq and is a predicted model, not a curated record. The transcript has 2 exons. Gene Ontology annotation, molecular function: oxidoreductase activity, acting on the CH-OH group of donors, NAD or NADP as acceptor. NCBI's taxonomy places the organism in Eukaryota, Fungi, Ascomycota, Eurotiomycetes, Chaetothyriales, Herpotrichiellaceae.
AUGACAAGCACAUUCUCACUCCUCCGCAGCAUUGUACUACAACCACUCAUCCCCGCGGCUCUCCUGGCCGCCAGCCUGGGAUACCCGCAAGCACCACAGCAGGCAUUCCUCUCGCAACUCACCAAAGGAAUUGUCAGCACCAACCUCAACACCUCCACGAUCCACGCCGCAUUGAAAGUGCUGCUCGCCGUCGGCUUACUCUACCGCGCCAAUAAGUACCUCGAACACCUGGCGCUCAACAACUAUGUGACCGACAAGACCUGGGACUGGAGCCGGGAGAUCGUCCUCGUCACCGGAGGCAGCAGCGGCAUCGGGGCGGCGAUUGUGCGGCAGUUCGCAAAGCGCGGUGUCACGGUGGUGGUUCUGGACAUGGCGCCGCCAUUGCCUGAUUCCAAGACGGGAGGGGCGUCGCCGGCAAAUACGCAUUUCUACCACCUCGACGUGACCUCCAGCACAGCCAUCAAGACCGUCGCGGCGCAGAUCCGCUCAGAAAUCGGGUCCCCGACAGUCGUGAUCAACAACGCGGGGAUCGGGUCGGGCCAGCUGAUCCUGGACGAGGGCGACGAGAUCCUCGAGCGCACCAUCGCAAUCAAUCUGCUAGCGCCCUUCAGGGUGACCAAGGAGUUCCUGCCGGACAUGGUGGAGAAGAACCACGGCCACGUCGUAAAUGUCGCCAGCAUGGCGAGUUUCUUGGCCAUAGCGGGCAAUGCGAGCUACGCCGCUACGAAAGUCGGGCUGCUCGCGUUCCACGAAAGCCUGGCCAGUGAGUUGAAAAGUCGCUAUGGUGCGCCGAAACAUCGUCCACCCAAUGUGGACACGCACACCCCUCACCGCGCCACUCCUAGCGAGUCCGCAGUGGAAGGCAUCGCCACAGAUCCUGCUGGAGCCGGAGGACGUGGCGUCCGCGGUAGUGGGACAGGUGUUAAAGGGGGAGAGCGCACAGUUGAUCCUCCCGCCGAACCUGAGCUUCGCCUCGACCAUCCGUGGUUGGCCCCAUUGGCUGCAGAAUAA